AUAAGAGAUUCUAAAUUGAAAUAUGGAUUAAAAUACGGGAGAGAUGUAUUGUCAUUCCAUGCAGUUUAAGAGGCUUGAUUUUCUCCGAACGUUACAUUAACAAAUUACUGCUACUAAAAUCAUACUAGUACAUGAUUAUCAAUUUAUCAUUAUUACUACGAAUAAUUGACCAAUUAAUUUCAAUUUAAUAGUGCCAUGAUUACUCAUAAGUGCUUUCUCGUGAUUAGCAGAUUUAGUGUAUUAAUUACAAAUCUCCAGGCUAAAAGCAUUGUAAGUUGUAAUUCGUAACGUGUUCUCUUCCAUGCAGUUUCCAAUGUUUAUCAUUAUAAUUUUUUUUUAUAAUUAUUAGUAUUAUGGUAUCCGAUGACUUUUUUGUUGAUUAUAAAUAUAAAAUGUUUUUUUUCAUCCAUUAAUUAUUUAUGGAGCAGUCUGGAUGAACUGAAUUUCACAAUUGAAAUGUUAAUUGUGGGAUGUUGAUAUAGUUACAUUCUUUUUUGAAAUUAACUUAAAAUAACAUAAAGUGACAAAGUCAAAUGAUGAUAAUUUUUUACAAGUCUCUUCCCUCUUUUUCAUGGAGUCUAAUCAUUUUAUAGAUCUUUAACAGUUAAUAUUAUCUUUAUAAAUAUAUAAAUUAUUGUGAAAUCAAUAAAUAGAUAAUUUUAUUUCAUUCUCUCUUUGUUGACAAAAAAGUAAUUGCAUUCUCUCUUUAUGUCUGCAUAAUUUUUUGCAUGAUAUCAAAAAAUCAAAUCUAUUAAUUCGUUUUUAUUUUGUUAUUUGAGCUUUUUUUUUUCACAUCCUAAUUCUCCAUUCUAUCUUAACAAAUCACUGUUGAUAUGGUCAAACAAAAGUAAGGUAGAGAAAAACUCGUAGAUCAAGCGUGACAAGUAGUCAACAUAGUCAGUAAACCACAUAGAUAAAAAAAACAGAAUUAAAGAAAAAGAAAAAGAUUUUUUUCUUUUUUUUUCUCUCUUAAAUAACCUUUUUGAAUGCAGACAAAACAGAAGCAGCGAAGGAAGGAACUCUAGUGUAGUUACUUUUUUUGUGUGUGUAUCUUCUUCUCCAAAAAAAAAAAAAGAUCAAGGUUGAUGUCCGUUACUUUAUUAAAAGCAAAGAUUACGAUAUUUACAACGUAUGUUUUUACAGACAGAAAGUAAGUGAGUCAAUAAAAGAGAUACGUAGACAAGUGUUGUUGGGGUCAAAUAGUGACCCUUUUGUUGUAGUUGUGGUUAGCCUUUGUUGGAUUUGGUUUGGACUAUCCUCCUCACGAGAAAAAUCCUCUCAUCUUCCCGCUUCUCUCUCCUUCUUUGAAAUCUCAUCCUUCUUCGUCUUCUUAUUCAACCCUAAGUAGAGAGAGAGAAAGUGCAGACUGUUUAGAAAAUGGAUACACCUCAAAAGACAGUAACCCAGAUCGAGACUCCGGUUUCUAAACUCAAAGUCGAGAACUCUCCAGUGUUCAAUUACAUAAACAGUUUGUCUCCAAUCACAACAGUCAAAUCAAUCUCCAAUGCUCAGACGUUUAGCUCUCUGAGUUUCACAUCUCCUCCUCCUGUGUUCACUACCCCUCAUGUGGCUUCUCACAAAGGAUCUCGUUUCAGAAGUCAUAGUAACUCCUCUGAUCCUUCCAACAAAGUUGUAGAAGAAGCUUUACCUGAAAAGGAACCGCCACAAAUCCUCAAUAAUGACUGCCUUACUACUACUACACCUAGAGUUACCAAUGAUGGUGCUUGUGAAGAUGGUGAAACGGAUCUGCAGAAGAUGUGUGACGACAACGUCAAGCGGAAGAGUGAUACUCCAGAUUGGGAAACUCUGAUCUCUGAUUCUUCUGACAUGUUGAUUUAUGGCUCACCUAAUGAUUCAGAGGCUUUCAGAUGCUUCUUGCAGCGAUCAUCAGACUCCAAAACGCGUUUAUGUAGCGGUUCAAAGCCUGCAUUGGCGCCUGUUUCACAAAGCAAUGAACCUGAGUCCUCUGAUGCUCUUUCGGUCUUGCAUCGUGGCGUGAGAAGACGCUGUCUGGACUUUGAGAUGCCGCGGAACAAUAAUCAAACACCGAGAUGUGUAGUGCCUAGCAUUGGUCUCCAUCUUAACGCUAUUGCAAUGUCUUCUAAGGACAACAACAAUGUUAGUAAAGAAUACUCAUUUACCGGAAACGUUAAAGUUGGUUUGCAAAGUUCUACGACGACUCCUGUUCUUCCCUCUGACGACAUUGUCAGAGAAAAUGAGACCAGGGAAGAAGCUGCAGGUGAAGAAGGCUUAGAAGAGGCUCCAGUGUCUUUAGCUUUGGUAGAAGUGAGUCAAAGCAGCCCCAAGAAGAAAAGAAUGUGCAGGCGCAAGUCUGAGCAAGCAGGAGAAGGAGAGUCAUCAUGUAAACGGUGCAACUGCAAAAAAUCAAAGUGUUUGAAGCUUUACUGUGAAUGCUUUGCUGCUGGAGUGUAUUGCAUAGAGCCAUGUUCAUGCAUAGAUUGCUUCAACAAACCUAUCCAUGAAGACACUGUUUUGGCUACUCGCAAACAGAUUGAAUCUAGAAAUCCCCUUGCAUUUGCUCCUAAAGUCAUCAGAAACUCUGAUUCUACAAUUGAAGUUGGAGAAGAUGCAAGUAAAACUCCGGCCUCUGCGCGACACAAAAGAGGUUGUAACUGCAAGAAAUCAAACUGUCUGAAGAAGUAUUGUGAAUGUUAUCAGAGUGGAGUUGGCUGUUCCAUUAAUUGUAGAUGUGAAGGAUGUAAGAAUGCAUUUGGCAGAAAAGAUGGGUCUUCAUUUGCUGGUAUGGAUACAGAACAAGAUCAAGAAAAUGAAACAUCUGGCAAAAGCGGAACAACAAUACCACUUCCACCUUCAACACCAAUGCCAUUAAGACAACCAUUGGCUCAACUUCCAAUCUCAUCCAACAACAUGCUGCCUUCUCAACAGUCUCAGCAACAUCUGCAUGGAGCUUCCUUGUACAAUAGCCAAUCUUUCAGAAAACAGGACAUGGGUUUGAUGUCUCAGUCAAGGAUUGAGACAAUUGCAGAGGAAAGAGCAGAGGAUAUUGAGAAUUUUAUCCACUCUCCAGUAACCAACAUUAAUGCCUUAUCUCCAAACAGCAAAAGGGUUUCUCUGCCACAUAUGGAUUCAACAGAGACGACUCCUUGGAGAAGAAACGGUGGAAGGAAGCUCUUACUGUCUUCAAUUCCAACUUUUCCUUCCCUCACUCCGCACCACUAAAUUUUUUUUAAUUGAAUAUUUGAAUUGUUUUGAUGUCAACUUCUAGUUGGUCUACACCACAACUGUUUUUGUUUGCGUUUGUGUUUCACCUUGGUUGUGUGUAAUAAGAAUGUUAGUCAACAUAUGCAACCUUUCUAGCGUAAUAUACACACAAUUUGUAGCCAAA
Messenger RNA from Brassica rapa (field mustard), 3367 nucleotides. RefSeq names its product protein tesmin/TSO1-like CXC 3. Gene Ontology annotation, molecular function: DNA-binding transcription factor activity. Lineage: Eukaryota; Viridiplantae; Streptophyta; Magnoliopsida; Brassicales; Brassicaceae. The record is from RefSeq and is a predicted model, not a curated record.